This is a messenger RNA of Truncatella angustata, 1258 nucleotides long. RefSeq lists its product as uncharacterized. The coding region runs from base 145 to 1152 and encodes 335 amino acids. The transcript has 3 exons. The record is from RefSeq and is a predicted model, not a curated record. NCBI's taxonomy places the organism in Eukaryota, Fungi, Ascomycota, Sordariomycetes, Amphisphaeriales, Sporocadaceae.
UGCACGGGUCUUUCAAGAAGAUUCAGAUCGAUGAUAUUCUCAUGCUAGUGGCUAUGGUAUGGAACCCACCGUGCCCAAAGCCGAUGGAUUGGGAAUGAGUGCUAAGACGGCAUGUAGGUCUCGGAUACAGUUCUGAUCGCUUGUAUGAAUAUUCUGGCUCGGACGAACACCAACUUGAUUGACCCGAAUAAUUCGCCUAUUCUCACCACCGCCGAGAUCGAUGAACGCACAUAUGGCUCGAAACUGGUGCUGGUUGUGGAGCAGAUGCAAAUCCUUACCGUAUGGUUGAUCAAAGCCUGCCUUUUGAUCAUGUACGCAAGGUUGACAAUGAGUUUAAAACAAAACUUAGCCGUCAAGAUUGUUGCAGGCUAUGUUGCAUUCGGUUUCGUACUGAUGGAAGUUCUCUAUUUGGGGGUUUGGUGCCGACCAUUCAGUCAGUACUGGGCUGUUCCUCCAGAAAGUUCUCAGUGCUCCGCUGCUACGAAUCACCUGAUCACCAAUGCUGUCUUGAAUAUCUCAUCAGAUAUUAUGAUUAUCAGCAUUCCAAUGCCUAUCUUCUUCGCUGCGAAGUUGCCCAUAAAAAAGAAAGCCAUCCUUAUCGGAGUGUUCGCCCUAGGCGUAUUCACUAUUCUGUCCGCCAUUCUCAACAAAUACUACAGUUUCAAUCAGCCAUUUGGCGAUCAAUGGACAUUCUGGUAUAUCCGCGAGUCAUCGACAGCAAUAAUUACAGCCAACUUACCUUUCACGUGGACGUUACUGCAAAGGACUUUUCAUCUCAAAUCCUUCAACGCCAAGUCCUCUGGCGCGCGUACGAGCGAAAACCCGUCCAGGUAUCACCGGUCGGGUUAUGGCAGGGGCACGAACCAUCUCACAACAAUCACCAGAGGCGAACGUGGCAUCGAGCUCGGGUCUUGCAAUAGUCAGACAAACAUCAACGAUGUGUUUGGAACACAGCUCAAGAUCUAUCAACAGACUGAGGUGCAUGUCAGCAGUCAGGAGGCUGAGCCGGAAAAGGAGUCGUCUAUUUCCGAAACACCCAGUACGGUGGGAGGAAAGAAUCUAAAAGUACACUAUCCGGGCGGUGCUGACGACGUGGAGACGUCGUCAAGCGGAUCGGAACAUGGUGUAGUAACUGUCUGUACAAAGGUGUAGGGUAGAAAUGUACACCAAAUAAAUAUUAAUGCUUAGAUAGAGAUAUACCCACAGCGAUGUCCGUUCGCAUUUAAUUGAAUAUCAUAGAACACAAAAAUAAAACACG